Messenger RNA from Pocillopora damicornis (cauliflower coral), 1676 nucleotides. RefSeq lists its product as uncharacterized. NCBI's taxonomy places the organism in Eukaryota, Metazoa, Cnidaria, Anthozoa, Scleractinia, Pocilloporidae. Gene Ontology annotation, molecular function: G protein-coupled glutamate receptor binding. Gene Ontology annotation, biological process: G protein-coupled glutamate receptor signaling pathway. The record is from RefSeq and is a predicted model, not a curated record.
AGAGCUAAGUGAGUUAUAAUGAUAGGUAUGUCGCUUGACGACGCUUGAAAAAUUUGAGAAAAGUUGCCCGAAACUUUUUCAACUCCUAAACAACAGCAUUAGCUGACUCAAGCUCACAAGAGUAUCAUUUACUCUCAUUAGAGAUUGAUUGACAAAAAUUUCAGUUUAAGGAAACAAAUACAAAAAGACUGUUUGCUUUGAACGCCGUCAGUAAUCUGAAUUACACAAAAAAGCCGGCCAAAACGUCAAAAUGUUUAAACAAGUUCGCUCGCGUUUGAGUCUUUCGCACAAGGAGCCGUUGGAAAUCGUGUUCGACCCUCCCAGCCAAUUCACGGAUUUGAAUGGGGCAGCCAUGGACUUCCAGCACAAUCUUCCAAGACCAGAGGAGCAACCGGUAUUUUCGACACGGGCCCAUGUAUUCCAGAUUGAUCCUGCAACGAAAAAGAGCUGGCUACCGUGUUCCAAGCAGGCGGUAACUGUAUCAUUUUACUAUGAUCCUAACCAAGGAACACACCGAAUCAUUUCUGUUGAUGGCGCGAAGGCAAUUAUCAACAGUACUGUAUUAGCAAACAUGACAUUUACUAAGACAUCACAGAAGUUUGGUCAGUGGUCAGAUCCCAGGGCAAACACUGUGUUUGGAUUAGGAUUUCCAUCAGAAGCUGAACUCAACAAGUUUGCAGAGAAGUUUAAAGAAGCUAAGGGUGGCACAAAAACAGUUGUGAGCAACAACAGUGGAAACUCCAAUUCUCCUGCAGCACCUGUUAACGCCGUUACUACUAAUGGCACUUCAAGUGGAUCAGUAAAUGGAACAACUGAGUCCCCUCACAGUACACCUGGCGCUGGUCACAAAUCUCCAUCACUAAAAAGUAACUCAUCUGCGAGCAGUGGUGAGGAUGAAUCAAAAGAAUCAUCUGGGAUCAGUCAUAAACUGAUUGGAAAUACCGAAUCUCAAUUGAAAUAUGAAAAUGAUAGAUUGAAGAUGGCCCUUGCUCAGAGUUCAACCAAUGCUAAAAAAUGGGAGACAGAGCUGACAACAUUGAAGAAUAACAAUGCAAGGUUAACAGCAGCACUUCAGGAAAGCACAACUAAUGUUGAAGAGUGGAAAAAGCAGCUGAAUGCCUACAAGGAAGAAAAUGGUAAACUCAGGAAAAAGGUCCAUGAAUUAGAAUCUUCUGACCAAGUAAGUGAGAAAUAUAAUUCCCUGACACAAGAGAAACUCACCCUGGAUGGCCGUGUGAUUCAACUUGAGAGCAUGAUCAGACAGAAGGACGAGGAAAUCACCUCUCUGAGACAAGCAAAUGCAGAACUCACAAACCAGAACCAGACAGUGCAGCUUGAUAAUGAAAGACUGCAGUUAAAAACAGCAGAGAUGAGCUCACGCUUGAAUGAGACAGCUUUGAAUGAAACACGUGUAAAAGAGCUAACUGAAUUGCAGCAAGAGCUUGCUUACAAAGCUGAGGAGAUUAAUGCUCUCAGCACACGACUUGCAGCAAGCCUGGAGAUGACACCUCCUUUAGCAGAAAGUUGAAUUGUAAUUGAGUGAAUUUCUAGCUUUUUACAGCUUUAGCUUUCAGCUGCUAAACAGCAAAAUAAUUUAUUUAUAGAAUAAUAAUAAUCAAAUGAUUAGUAGGUGAUCAGCUCUUUAAAUUGCUGAAGUGUGGCAUAUAACUUUAGUU